UCGGAUAGUAAGUACUUCCGCACUUGAGAUAUAGAGAGCUGACGACUCCUAGACGAGAUUGUAGAUAAAAAUCCACAUUUUAUUGCCUGUUGAGGUUGAGAAAAACAAUUUACUUGUUCGAAAAUGGCAGAUGCUGUUUGGGCAGCUCAAAAUGGAGAUGUUAGCAAGCUCCAAGAAUUACAGUUUGACGCGAAUGAGAAAAUCAAGGGGAGAACGUUACUUCAUGUGGCAGCAGACUAUGGCCAGGCAGAGGUCAUUGAGUACUUAGUGGAACAAAAGCAGGCGGACAUUAACGCAAUAGAUAAUAACAAACUCACAGUCUUGUUAACAGCUAUCUACGGCAGUGAAGGGCAAGAACGGUUCAAAAACUGUAUAAAGUACCUCAUAAAGAAGGGCGCUGACAAAUCCGGCAAUGCACCCAACGGCUCAUCGUACAUCGAUUCCACAGACGAUCCCGAAAUCAAGAAGCUUCUCGCAUGAGAAUCAACCAUCCAAAGACCCCCCUUCAUGUUGUAGUCUCUUAGGCCCUUUUUGCGUCGACCAGGUAACAUCUGUGAGUACACACGACGAGUGUGAGAAUCUAGAAAAACACACUUUUUGUGUGAUAAGUAGUAAUUGCCUUUUAGCCCUGUACUACCCCUACAAGAGAUUAGUAUGUUUUGGAAAGUGAUAAAUGUCUCUUACGCCAUUUUUUCUACGACAGGGUUCCAUAUGUAGGGACAGUGACAUGCAUUGUAUUAAAGCCUUUUUGGCUCUAGCUUUUACGAAUGCUGAUUUAUUUUUCCAAUGUAAUAUACAGCCCCUGUACUCUUUAUUUGUUAUUCCUAUGUUCCAUUUAUUGACUCGUAUUAAGUGAUAAAAAGGAGGUCUUAAAUUAACACUGAGGGUAAAAUAUGCAUACCCGGUACACAGGAAAAAAGAGAUUUACUGAAUUUACUUUUUUUCUCCUGCUUGUAAAUGGCUCAUGUAAGUGCUUUAUAAUGUGCACUUUUCAAAAAGAACUGCAAUGUUUUUCUAUAAACUGCAUGUAGUCCUUGCUUUAAUGUGGAUAUGUUAGAUGUCAAAAUGAGAUGGCUAUCUAUUUGAAUUUCAAAAUCAUGUUGCAAAUUUAUCUUCUGCAUAUUUACUUACCAAAUUCAUUAUUAUUAAAUGUAUUGUUACCGUAAAACAAAUCAUCGGCAGAGUUUAUGUAAAUUUAUUGUAUUUUCAUAUGUAUUGAAAGAAAAAUCAUGUUGCUAAUCCAAUGUUUAAUUUGCUUUCUAAAUAUUUUGCAUGAUUGUUUUCCUUUAGAAAAGAAAAAUGUAAAUGCAAGUUGCUUUUUUAAUUUUGGAAUUUAAUCAUGAAGUGUAUGAUUAUGGAUUAAAAGUUGAGUUUUAGAUAAAUGCUGGCGAUUAGCAAAAAACCCCAAAGAUGUCUGUUCAUGUGAAAUCAUGUGUUUUGUAUCGGCCUUUCUAUGAUGAUAUGUGAGGCAUGUGGCCCAUUUUUGUCUCAUUUUUCGGAUUCUAUGCUAUCAUGUUUUUAAUCAUCAAUUAUCUGUCUCUCCCUCUUUCUCUCUAUCCCUCUCUUACGUUGAUACCCCCCCCCCCCCCACAUUUGUAAUGGUUUGGACAAUCAUUCAGUUAAUUUUUGACAUUAUCGUCAUCUUAUUUUAUUUUUUUCUCAAGCAUGUGUCCUUCCAUUCCCUUUUAUAUAAUUAUAACCUAAUUUUCACCCGAUUUAUUAAAUGCACUUUGCAAGAUUGUAAUUGAUUAUAUCACUCAAGACUUUUCUAUGUGUUAAACUUGGACAUGCAUGCACUUUGUACCUUAGUUAAUGCCACAUUUAGGAUCAUGCGCAUAUAUGAUUGUAUUGGCAUUGUAGGUUAGUAUUUUUAAUCAUAAUCUUAUAGUUUAUUCACUUGGGCAAUAUUUAGUUAUUUCAUCAUGUACACAUUAUUGUUUAGUUUUUGUACUGCUUUCCUUUUUCAUUUGAAAGUUAAAAAAUGAUUUCAUCUCUAAAGAAAGAUAUUUUGGUUAUGUUUAUUUAGUGUCAUAUAUGUAGUGUCUGCAAAAGUACAACUAAUCAUGAUACAUGUACUUGUAAAUUUUAUCUAAGAAUAUUUGAUUUGUUAAGUGAAGGAGUAAGACAAUUAAUUCUAGCAUUCAAAAUCUCAAUAUUCAAGUCUCUUACAAAGCAAGAGGGGAACAGUAAGUCAAUUAGUUUUAAGAAUGAAAAAAUAUAGCUCAUCAAAAAACAAUGUACUGUACAGUAUAUGAUGUAACUAUGAAACUUUUUCAAGCCUGUAGCCCAUCCGACGCAUAGCUCAAUCUAAUUGAGAGUAUUUCUACAAUUUGUUUUACAAAAUUUGGCAACAUGCUUUUCUCUCACUGUCACUUCUCCGCUCUAUUUAGAAUCUUUCUUCCCAGUCAACUGCCAUAAUGCAAUACACCUAUGUACAUGUAGGUGCUGGACUGUUGGUUAUUAUUGCCGAGUGGAUUGGAGAAUAAUUUGAAACAAGUUUCUUUGUUUUUACCAUCCCAAAGUUUGCAUUGAAAUUUGUGCUCAAUGUCAGAGUACAAACAAAUGCACCACUCACUUGUAAACCUAUAUACAACAUGCAGGUUGGCAAAACUGACAAACAUUUAGCAUGAAGUCCAGAUUGCAUUUAAGAGCAAAGAAUGUUAGCAGAGAAAUACCUAAAGCUUACUGCCUCUUUAUUGCCCAAUAAUUUCACAUUUAUUUCACACAAAGCGGCACAAAACACGUAGACAUGAUUACAAGUUGUCAUAUUUCAUAUUUAGAGAAAGCUGCAGUUGCCAUGCUAAUAAUAAAGGCGAUGUCAUUUUGUAAACAUCAACAUAUACCCCCUCUUGUGUAUAAAUUACUGUUCAUAUUAUUAUAUUUGGUAAUCAUGGGAUUCUGAUUAUGAAGAAGUAGGCGGCAUGGUGUAGUCUUAUUUUUAUGCCCAGCAAGCAGUAUGUUAUGAAUAAAGAUUGUAAUAAAACUUAUCAAAAUAAGGA
Strongylocentrotus purpuratus (purple sea urchin) is the source of this 2999-nucleotide messenger RNA. Its product is annotated as myotrophin. The record is from RefSeq and is a predicted model, not a curated record. Gene Ontology annotation, biological process: regulation of barbed-end actin filament capping. Gene Ontology annotation, cellular component: cytoplasm; nucleus. NCBI's taxonomy places the organism in Eukaryota, Metazoa, Echinodermata, Echinoidea, Camarodonta, Strongylocentrotidae. The transcript is spliced from 4 exons. Gene Ontology annotation, molecular function: protein binding. Bases 124 to 480 code for a protein of 118 amino acids.